AAAUACUAUACCUUUUGUUUUGUACUUAUCUAUCUUUUGUUAAUCUUAUUUAAGAUCUAAUUGUUAUUUGAAAUCGAAAAUGCCUUCACUCUUUGUUGAGGAUAUUAAGAAUCCUGAACAGGUUAUUGAAGAACCUUUACAUGAAAAAGGUUCAGAUUCUUCGCUGAUUAAUUCGCUUGCUGUUGAAGAUUAUGUAUCUAAAUUCUUAGAUAUUUCUAAUGAAGCUAAAUCUAAUGAUCAUAAGGAAAAGAAUAUGAGUCUUAGAGAAGGGUUCAGAACCUUUCCAAAAGCUGUUAUGUGGUCGGUCAUUCUUUCUACUGCUUUGAUUAUGGAAGGUUACGAUAUGAAUUUAUUAAACUCUUUCUUUGCUUUCCCAGCUUUCAAUAGAAAGUUUGGUAAUUAUUACCCAGAACUUGGAGAAUAUCAAGUUCCUGCUAGAUGGCAAACUGGACUUAAUAUGGGUUAUAGUUCUGGAUGUGUUAUUGGUCUUGCUAUUGCUGGUUAUGUUACUGAUAUUAUUGGUUAUAGAAAAACCAUGAUGUGUUCUUUGGGUUCUUCUAUUGCCUUUAUCUUCAUUCAAUUCUUUGCGCCAAAUAAGGAAGUCUUAUUAACUGCUUAUAUUCUUAUUGGUAUCAUGUGGGGUUCUGUUCAAACUAUUACUGUUACUUAUGCUUCUGAAGUUGCACCUACGACUUUACGUGUUUAUCUUACAAGUUAUGUUAAUAUUUGUUGGGUGUUUGGUCAAUUAUUAUCUUCUGGUGUUCUUAAAGCUGUUAUCAGUACUCUGAAUAGUCCAAGUUCUUAUAGAAUUCCAUUUGCCAUUCAAUGGAUUUGGCCAAUUCCUAUUAUGACUGGUGUUUUCCUUGCCCCAGAAUCUCCUUGGUAUUUAGUUAAAAAGGGUAGAGAUGCUGAAGCUAAGCAUUCUUUAAAGAGAUUAUUAACUGAAAAUAAGCAUUUACCAGAUAAGGAAGUUUUAGCAACUGCUAUGUUAAGAAAGAUUCAAAUGACUGUUAAGGAAGAAGAAGCAGUAAAUACUGGUGCUACUUUCACUGAUUGUUUUAGAGGGAUUAACUUUAGAAGAACUAGAAUUGCUGCCUUAACUUGGAUGUUCCAAUCUUGUACUGGUUCUACAUUAAUGGGAUACUCAACUUAUUUCUAUGAACAAGCUGGUUUAGCUACUUCUAUGGCUUUUACUUUCUCAAUUAUUCAAUAUAUUUUUGGUAUUGUUGGAACUGUUGGAUCUUGGUUCCUUUCUAGAAGAGUUGGUAGAUUCCAAAUGUAUUUCACUGGAUUAGUUUUCCAAAGUAUUAUCUUACUUAUUGUUGGUGGUUUAGGUAUUUCAUCAUCUAAGAGUGCUAAAUGGGGUAUUGGAUCAUUAUUAUUGAUUUAUACAUUUAUUUAUGAUUUAACUGUAGGACCAAUUUGUUAUGCUAUUGUUGCCGAAAUUCCAUCAGCAAAAUUAAGAACCAAAACUGUCAUGCUUUCAAGAAACUUGUAUAAUAUUUCCAACAUUGUUGUCGGUAUCAUUACUCCAUAUAUGUUAAACCCAACUGAAUGGAACUGGAGAGCCAAAACAGGAUUUUUCUGGGCCGGAUUCUCCAUUACAGCUGCUAUUUGGUGUUGGUUUGAAUUACCUGAAACCAAAGAUAGAACAUUUGCCGAAUUGGACUUAUUAUUCGAAGAUCGUGUUGCCGCAAGAAAGUUUGUAUCGACUGAAGUUGAUGUUUUCGAUGCUGGUAAGUUAAUGGAAAAGUUUGGUGAAGAUAACAUUAAGACUUUUGUUCAAAACGUCGAAGAUAAGAAUGAUGUUUGAGAUGGUAUCCUGGGGAAUCAUAGCCUUUUGUUCUUAAUAUAUAGUUCUUCACAUUGAUACUGGACUAUCUUUGUCUGAGUUAGUCUGUGUAAAAUUUAAUUCUCAAGUAAAUAAUUUAAUAACGAUGAAUGAGUUUUCAUUUUAGUAGUUGU
Molecule: messenger RNA, 1965 nt
Organism: Scheffersomyces amazonensis
Lineage: Eukaryota; Fungi; Ascomycota; Pichiomycetes; Serinales; Debaryomycetaceae
Product: maltose permease
Exons: 1
Coding region: 80-1813 (577 amino acids)
Biological process (GO): transmembrane transport; carbohydrate transport
Cellular component (GO): membrane
Molecular function (GO): carbohydrate:proton symporter activity
Source: RefSeq, a predicted model, not a curated record